AUGAUUGAAUUGAAACGAAGAAAAUUGUUUCAAGAACACGCGGCAUUUUCAAAAUAGGAAAUAAGUUCGGCGAGGAAAGCUCGACGUUAAUUCUGGCUUAAAAGAUUUACACAAAAGUGGAUUCCCAUGCCCCAAGAGUCCCCAUGCCCGGACUACAGCAUCAUCAUGCCGCUCACGGUGUUGGUCCUGGUGGGGGCGUUGGUUGCCCUCUGCGUCGAGCCAGUAUCCUCCCAUCCACACCAUCAGAACAUCACAAAGAGGGCUGACCGGAGGUUCUAUGAAGGGGCUAUCUACAUCCAUCCACCCCAAGACUCGCCUUCUCGGUACAGGAGGCAGCGGGGCCGCCACGAGGGGCGAUCCAUGUUCAACUCGUAUUCUUCGCCAGCUCGCCAACAGGGCGCCUUCUCCUACUGCUCGGGCGGGGGCAAGUGCCAAUUUUUCCUCUACUGCUGGCUGUCGGGGGGCUCCCUGGGCUCGUCGUGUGGGCCCCUCUUCUCUUGUUGCAUCACUAACAGCGACAAGCAAAUCAGCUCGGAAAACUAUGGGCCGGUCAAGAACGAUCCAUACUGCGGCCGUAGCGCUACGAGGACGAGCCGAAUCGUCGGUGGCAAUGACGCUUACUUUGGACAGUUCCCUUGGCAGGCUGUCAUUCAAGUAGGUGGAAGUAGAUGCGGAGGAGCGCUGGUUGGUCGAAGGUUUGUUGUAACGGCCGGCCAUUGCGUUGCCAGAUCUCAGCAUAAACCGCAAAGCAUACGAGUCACCCUAGGAGACUACGUUCUUCAUUCGAACGUAGAGAGCCUACCAGCCGAGACAUUUGGGGUGGCCGAAGUGCGGUUGCACCCCAAUUUCCGUUUCACCCCACAAGCGGAUCGCUUCGAUGUUGCUGUGGUGGUUCUGGACCGACCCGCACCCUACAGAGAAAACAUUCGGCCCAUCUGUAUUCCUAGGAAAGGUGCCGACUUCCUUGGCAGGACUGCAUACGCUGCUGGAUGGGGUGCCCUUGAACCAGGUUCGAAGCUUCGUCCGAAAGUUCUGCAGUAUGUUUCGGUUCCUAUCAUCAACAACAAGGUUUGCGAAACGUGGCACAGGAAGCAAGGCAUCAACAUACGGAUUCACGAUGAGAUGAUGUGCGCUGGCUAUGAAUACGGAGGCAGGGAUGCUUGUCAGGGUGAUUCUGGUGGCCCACUAAUGAUGGAGGACAAUAAUGUCUGGUUCCUCGUGGGCAUCGUUUCUGCUGGUUACUCCUGUGCAAAACAAUAUCAACCUGGAAUCUACCACAAAGUCUCCAGCUCUUCGGAUUGGGUCUCAUCAGCAAUGCACUGA
Uloborus diversus is the source of this 1323-nucleotide messenger RNA. RefSeq names its product brain-specific serine protease 4-like. Gene Ontology annotation, biological process: proteolysis. Bases 127 to 1323 code for a protein of 398 amino acids. The record is from RefSeq and is a predicted model, not a curated record. The transcript has 8 exons. Gene Ontology annotation, molecular function: serine-type endopeptidase activity. NCBI's taxonomy places the organism in Eukaryota, Metazoa, Arthropoda, Arachnida, Araneae, Uloboridae.